AUGGGUUCUUGGCUUAACAUAGUGCUCAUGUUUGGACUUCUCUUAGUGUCUCUUCAGAGAACCCAAGGAUUCCGUCUUCCUCAAUCCACAAGUGACAAGGAAGAAACGCUGAAGAAACUGACAGACAUAAUUCCUUCUCUGCAAAAGCAUUAUAACACACUCGGAACAGAAUGGGUUGGAAAGUCAGUUUUUGCUUCUCAGCUGGAUCGGCUGAAUUCUAGGGGCUCUUGCACUUGUCAGGCAGUGUUGCUCGAAGGAAUGUUGAACAUUUACGAAGAAAUAUUUAGAGACAUGAGCAACAAGUCUGAGAAAAAAGAAGUGAAAACCAAUCUAACAAACAUAAUGACUAAUGUGACAAAUGUUAGAAAAAAUUACAGUGAAGAACAGAAAGUAUGGAGAGAACUUCAGGAAAUUCACUCAAUAAAGGUGAAGAAUGCUACAAUCCAGAAAGGAGCACUAAAUGAAUUUCUCAUGGUGUUCAAUCUGGCCUACUGA
Molecule: messenger RNA, 495 nt
Organism: Xyrauchen texanus (razorback sucker)
Lineage: Eukaryota; Metazoa; Chordata; Actinopteri; Cypriniformes; Catostomidae
Product: interferon gamma-related-like
Exons: 4
Coding region: 1-495 (164 amino acids)
Biological process (GO): immune response
Cellular component (GO): extracellular region
Molecular function (GO): type II interferon receptor binding
Source: RefSeq, a predicted model, not a curated record